This is a messenger RNA of Pyrgilauda ruficollis (rufous-necked snowfinch), 7815 nucleotides long. Its product is annotated as translation initiation factor IF-2-like. The coding region runs from base 359 to 1249 and encodes 296 amino acids. The transcript has 2 exons. The record is from RefSeq and is a predicted model, not a curated record. Lineage: Eukaryota; Metazoa; Chordata; Aves; Passeriformes; Passeridae.
AUAACAUAUAUAUUAUGUAACAUAUUCUACAAUCAGAAAGAUUUAGAACAUUUGCAGGAGGUUACAAUAGUGAAGCCUGUCGCCAAAGAGUACUACUUAGGAGGUGACCGGAGAGAAAAUAUGCACAGUGACCAUUGUUAAGUCAAAACCUAUUUCUGUGGGGCACUGACAGCUACACUUCACUUGUUUUCUGCUGCUGACAAAGUGCUUGUGGUUGAGGAGGGGGUGAGUAAAAGCUUUAGCUCUCCGUAAGGGACCUCCUCUCAAGAGAAAUUUCUACAAAAGUUGUCUGGGGGAAGGAGGUUAAAAAAAAAAGGCGGCUGAAAGGAGAAAUCGCGGCGGGAAGGCCCCAUCAGAGAUGGUUCCUCCUGGUCCCCCUCCCCGCAGUAGAACCGGUCCGGACACAGCGGGGCCACUCGCCAGCCGUGACCGCGACCACAGAGCCCGGGGGCGGGCGGCGGCACCGGGGCCGACGGGAGCUGCCCCGCCAGCGGCCCCUCGGGCUGCGAGAACCCCGCGGCAGAGCCCCGGGCGCGCCGAGCGCAGCCCGCUCCCAGCGCCGCCCGAGUCCCGCUGCCCCGGGGCUGCCGCGGGGGACCGGAGUGACCGUGACCGUGCCCGCCCGGCCGCUGCCCCGCCGCCCGGCCGCGGGGCCGCCCCUUCACCCGCCGGCCGAGAGCGGCCCGAAGUUGUGCGGGGCCGAACAAUGCGGCGAGGACUAUUUGUCCUUCCGCCGGCCGGGGGAAGGGAGCGGCGGGCGCGGGGGAGGGUCGGGGGGGCCGCUCCUCGCCGCAGGUCCCGGGGCGGGCCGGGCCGGCUGAGCCCUCCCCGGGCCGGUUACGAAAUGCCGGGGAGCCCAGCCCCAUCCCGUCCCGCCCAUGCCGGGGGUAGGCUGGCUGGGACUGUGGCACACUGCGCCGGCCGCGGGCCUUUGCGAGAGCCGCGUUCGGAGCAGCGCUGCGUUCUGCCCUGUUCUGUCCCGUCCCGUCCCCGCCGCCCUGCGCCUGCCGGCUUGGCUGCCACUGAGAGACUGGCGGGGCAGCAGAACUCCAAGCGGCUCGGCCAGGGGGAAAGUCUGAUUACCCGCAGUCCCUGCUGCCGCUCCAAGCCCUGCACUCCGCGCUUCCUGCGGGAGUUACGCACCAGCACGAGGGCUCCGUACGAGCGCGGCGCAGCUCGUGGCCGUGAGCGCCUGGAACACUCCUCAUCUUCCCCUAGCUCAAGAAACGAACCUGAACACCACCAGUGAAGAAGAGCUCUCAGCAUGGCCCUGCCUACCGCUCCUAGGAGGUGACACCGCGGCCAGCAGCGGGUGUCGCAGCCAGCCAGUCCUACCGAGCGGCCGGUGCGGGCUGUGCCAUGCAGCACGGCCCCGCUACCAGAGGGACAGACUGCUGGCAAAAACAGUCCAGGGACUGGGCAGCUGCAGCACUUCGAACCACUUCAUUUUAAGAGAAGCCAUUUAUGAACUCAGAAAACACAGAUUACAACAAAGAGUCCUGUAACUGAGAUUAAAAAGGGGACUUAUUUUCAGUGAGGAAAUAAUACAAUGUUUUACGUUUACUAUGUGAACUAUAUGCCUUUCACUACACAUUCUUUAUGAUCAUCACAUCACACAGUUCAAUGUGAACAGUUUUGAAAUACCUCUAGUACGAUCAUUACUGGGGAAAGCCAUUGGGCAAAGCAUCUUCCACUAGUAAGUUCUCACAAUGAACGAUGUUGGCUAGGUAGUCAGAAUACAGCUAAUUUGCAGAAAGGAUAAAACAUGAGUAUCACCACCUUUAGCCUUGUUUCCUAGAGAAAUCACUUGCACACUGUGUUCAUGGGGAUGGAUGAGUUUUUUUAAUAAAUCACAAAUUCACUUGCUAAUUUCAACCACGGAAAAUUAGACCACAUUCAUGCAUGUCAUGGAAACAAGGAUUAAAGGAGAGGAAAACAGGAGACUUAGCACAUUUACUGAAGAAAUGAGUAGUUAAGGUCAAUCCUUGUUAGCCAAAGAACCCAGGGAUGCAAACCCAGGCAGUUCCCUUCCGGCAGAAAAAAAUUCUGGUAUUCUGUCUGCCACAGGAAGUGGAAUCAUCCAUCUGUUUUACACAGAACUUUUUGAACAUUUCCUCAUCUCCAAAGUUUCACAGGAGCCAGGAAAUAAUUGCUUUAAUGUAAUCAAAAGCCAUAUAACCCAUAGAUAAUGUUUUACAUUCUCAAAUUGCUUGGAAGAAUUUAACUAAAGUCUGACUACAGCCGAUCAUCAGCCAGUCCCAGAUGGGUCCCUCAUGCAUGAGAUUCCUACCCAAAACUAAUUCCCUGCUUGGCACUGGGAAGAGUUUCUGUCCUUCACACACCUAAUGGACCAUCAGAUGAUGCACUUUAGGGAACUAAUGGAUAACAGAGAGGACCACAUUUACAGAGGAAAAUCAGAACUUUGAAGAAUAGUAGGAACUCUUUACACCAAGCACAUAUAUACACUUCAAACUACACUGAAAGAAGCUUCCUUUCCUAAGUCAGUAGAGUGAUAAUAUGGAGUUUUUAAGGCUUUAGGAAGAAAAACAAAGCUCAGAGUUGAAGUUCUAUUUUGAACAUUGUUGCAGCCACAUCAUAGGUGGACCCUGGUAUGAAGAGAAUGGUUAAUACUGAAGUAUUUCCCUCCUCAUAUAUAAUCAAUAUUAUUGUUUCCAAUAAUAUCUGCAGAACACAUCAGAUUAAUUUUCAUUUGGGAAUGAAAUUGUAGGCAGUCUCCUUGUCAUACAUAUUUAUAAUUUCCUUGUAAUUAACAUAAAUAUUUCUGUUAGAAAUAGAUUUUUUUACUUUCUUUUUCAAAGAGCAGUUUACUUUCUAAACAGCAUAUUUAUGUUUUCUGUUCCUCUGUGCUUAUACAGUAGUAGCUAUGACCUCCAGAGCCAUAAUUCUACCACAGCUGCAGGUCCUGGGGAGCUGGCUUAUAGCAAAGAGGCUUCUGAAUGAAAUACAACCUUAAAUCAAGAUUCAACAGCUUUUAAGAAUAGGGAACAUAAGAAAACCAUGCUGCUCAGACCAAAGGUCCACCUAUCCCAGUAGCCUAUUUCCAAAAUAACAGCUCAGUAUACAGUUUCUCUUUUCAGCUUAGUCUCUCAUAUGUUCUCAGUGCAGUGACUAUUCAGUGGGAUUCUGGAGAACAGAAAUGGGUUUGGCCCAGUGCCUGUUCUUGGUAUUGCAUCAUUUCCAGACUAAUGAGAAAGAUCAAUCAUUACCCAGUACAGAAUACUCAGGGAAGUAUGUAAGAAUAAGGCACGAGCAGAGUAAUCCUGUACCUGACAUAUUCCCCUUCUUGCCAAUAAGAAAAUUAAUAAUUUCUCAAGCAAGAAGUUGCAUUUGAUUAUUGGUUUUAGUGGCUAUUGAGAACUCAUCCUUCAUUAAUUUCUUUUGUUCAUGUUGAAUUAUUUUAACUACUCAGUAGCCAUAUUUGUAGAAAUCAUGACAAAAGGGUCAUCAAGUAGUGAAAUUCUAAUACUGUCAACAGGGUAAAUAUGCACCAUGAGGAAGACUCUUUGAAAAUCCUUAAAGGAGAUCCAAGUCUUGAUGGUGAGACUUGUGAUUGUUCUCCAUCAAAUACAGCAUCAAUAUAUUGCCAUUGAAAGCAAGUGCCAAGUUAAAAUAUGAGAUUUUAGUCAGUUGUUUUACAUUCCCUAUAUCACCUUAUCUUUAGUUGUAAAGUCAAGGUUUUACAGUAUGGAACAUACUGUGAAUAGCCCAGGAUAUCAUGGUUAGUUUGCUACUAUAGGCAAACUUGUGCCUCUUGGUUGUUGGGCAGACCAAGCCAAAUGGUUAAAGGUCAGUGUCCCUCUGCAUUUGCUUUAGUAGGGCUCGGGGUCUUCUACCCAAAUUCUUAUGUUCGUGAAACUUGUAGAGAUUUACUAUCUUGGACACAAGUACCCUCUGUUAAAUUGAAUUAAAAAUUGGAAAAUACUUUUUAAAAGUUAUUGGAAAGACAAACAGAUAAACUGGUAGUGCAACUGCAGAAAUUUAUCUUCUGUAAACAAAAACCAGAAUAAAGCAGUUAUAAAAGGUACUUGCCAUAAUUCUGUUCUGAUUGAAGUCAAUGGAUAUGAAGCAAUUGGCUUCAAAGGAGCCCAUCCACUGUCCCUUCAGAACUAUUUCCAGCAGAAAUGUCACAGCCUGUCAAAAUAAUUCAUAUUACAUGUGGAAAUUUUUCAUUAUGUUCUCUAAGAAAAAUGGUUAUUUCAAAGUCAAGAGAUUUUUCUUCUAACAUUGUUCUGUAUUAAUCCCUUCUUUUUCAAACUGCACAAAAAAUUUAAAUUGAUCAUAUAGCUCAAGGCAAUUCCAAAGUUUACAUUCAUUGCUGAUGGUGAUUGAAGUGAUGGUUAUUAGAGACCUAAGCAGCUGCAUUGCUAUCAAGGUACUGCUCAGAACUGAAAAUUGAGGGGUUGCUGAGCCCAAGCUCAAGUUCAGAACAUACUUUUAUCUCUGGGAGGCAAGAAUUAUUGUACAGUUUGCAAUUUUUUUUUCAGUGUCAGACUCAGUUUAAGGUUUCUGAAAGGCUACUGUUGUAUAAAUAAUUUUGAAUAUUGCCUGCCACUUCACAAUUUUAAAUAUUAUGAUCAUUGAUCUUAUUUUUAAUGUUAAGGGGAACAUUUUAGCAGCACAAAUAGAAGACUUGCAGCAGAAUCUUGCCCUCCUGAACCAUAUCAGAGUUUUAAGUUUCUCUUCAGGGAAGCUAUGAUUUUCUUUCUGGGCUUUCAACUUAGUCAAUAAUCAAGUAACUUCAUAUAGGUCAGUUUAAUUUUCUUUAUCUCAGUUGCCUCACAUGUAACAUAAGAGUAGAUAAUAACCUCCCUUAAAGGCUUGCCAAGAAGAACCAAGCUAUAAGAUCUUCAAAUGAAACACAUAAUAAAAAAGAUUUUAUGUAAUUUGACAUUUAAAACUAGAACUGGGUAACAUUCUACAUACCUGUAAGACUGUAUUUUAAUUUUGGAUUAUAGGGUGGAUGUACAUCAAGCAAAAUAUUAGAUAAUUUAUACAUUUUACCACUAGGGAUAUACUACCUUCAUUUAGAAAAGCUAAUAAUGUUAAUCUAAAACUCCCUCAUUAUUGAUAUUUGAUACACAAAUAUUUAAAGAGAUUCUGUCCUACACUUCAUUUAAAUAUAUUUUCAAACUUUAUGAGAAAUACAUUUAAAAAUUACUGCCUUUAGAUGUGCUAUUAAAAUUUAUACAUAUGAUCUGCAUUUCCUAUUAUCCAUACAAUAGCUAAAGAAUACUUAAGUUUCUGUUACCUGUGAAAGCAAUGAUUUUCUAAAUUCUUUUAAUUCAGAGAUCAUGAUUUUAACUUUCUUUUUCUAUGCGAAAUUUCACUCACCCAAUUUCACUCAUCACAUUUUAAAAUAUGUAUUUAUUUCAAUAGGAAACAGUUUCCAUGUUUCCACCUUCUACCUGAUAUUAUAAAAACACUGUAAAACAGGUUGCAACUCUAUAUCAAUAUAGCCUUUAAACUGUCCUUAAAUCAAAUAACAAAAGAUAAACUGUUAGAGUAUCAUUUGAGCGAGACCUGCUUGCUGGGAAGAGGUGGUGUUUGUUAGGUAUUUUUUGUUUCAUGCUGCAGCUAAGUAAGUUUAUAUUGCAUUUAUGGUGGUUAAACUGAAAUUAUAAAUAACUGAAAUGAUAAAAUAGCAUGAGGUAUAUAUAACUAAAACCAAAAAUGUUUUACUCCUUAGUCUGUGAGACAAGACCUUUCCUGAAGCAAUUCCAAACAAGCAGGAAUUUUUUUUCAUAGUACAUUUUACAGCUAUUUGGGCAAUUGUAGCUUAAAAAUAAAAUAAAACUUAGCUCUUUGCUAUGAGUUAUUGCUUAUUUGCAUUUCACAUUUUCAGAGCAUAUUUUCCACCUCUCCACUACAGAAUACAUAACACCUAAACAGCUUUUUUUUUUGCCAAAAAGAGUUACCCCAAUUUUUUUCCCCAUGGGAGAGACCUUAUUUUGAUCAAUAAGGAAACAGUUUUAAGAAGCUUGAAGAGAUUUCUUGAGACAAAAAUGUUUCCAGUGGCAUUGCUUUUCAAACUACCAUCGAAUGAUAAGCAGUGAUACUUUGCUACAUAAGGAACUACAACUGCCAUGGAACAAGGUAACAACAGAACUGUUACAUUUAUCUCAUGGCUCUCACGAUCCUGGGCUUGAGAGCGGCUCAGCGCCACCUUUUCGGUCUGACUCAGCUCUGCUCAUCUGGAUAGCUGGUCAUCCCCACAUACCAUUUGAUUCACUGACCUUCUGAGGUCCCUUCCAAUGUGAAUUACCCUAUGAUCGUGUGAUCCCAUGAUUCUUCUUAUUAAUUGGUUUCUGUUAAAACCUCAGACCAGCAGAGAAACUGCACAUGAAAAACUUCUAUAGGCAAAACUUCAUCAGAGAGGAUGGACUGAUGUCUCUGACCUACAGUCAGCCUUUAGGAAGGUUAGCAAUGAAAUAUCAGAUAAUUUGUUUUGAGGUUUUUUCUACAUUGGAGAGAAUGUUUAGCAUGAUGUAAAGCCAAAUUAAAAGUAGGACAAAAAGCUUUUGGGGGAAUAGACACAUGCUAAAUAAAAGUGGCUGCUGCCACUGCCACCCUGCAGGGUCUUACAAAAUAUCAUGUAAUGUGUCAAUGUGAUUUAUUUUUAUGAAUUAUUCCUAUGGGCAUGAUGUAUGUAUUCUGUGAAGAUUAAAAGGAGUUGUUUCUUUAGAGAAACUACAUUAAGAAUCACUGUAAAGUCAUAGUUUAAUUCUGCAGAACAGAAGAUCCCACUCACUGAACUUUUAUCAGUAUUACAAAAUAAAUAUUGUAUACAAAUUUCAUCUCAGAACAAUUCACAAGGCUGAAUACAUUUUACAAAGUCAGUGAAGUUUGACAUGAAACAGAUGAGGCACUGAGCAAAAAUAUUUUCCAAUUUUGAAGCUAAGCAUUCAGAGACAUAUUUCCUGUACUGUAGGAUUUAAUUUUCUUAAUGAUAUCUCUUAGUUAGCUCUUCAAGAACUGACAAACUGGCUCCCACUGUUGCCCACUUUAUUUAAGGUUACCUGUCUGUCAAUUGCUUCUAGAGGCACCAGUUCCAGAAGAAUUAGUCAUUUCAACCCACACUGAGCAAGUCUAUGAUUAUCUCUGAAACGUUAUUUCCAGUGGCUUUUGCAUCUUUCUAGUAAUCUGUACAGAAAGGCACACUACACUUGACACACGACUACUAACCAUGUAAGUUCCUAUGAUAAUCACAACAGAAUAUUCCUCUGUGCAGUGAAAAGCUUCAAGGAGCACAAGGCCAAGCUGUCUCAGCACCAGAGAGCAUUUAAUGAAUGGCCUCUAGAGCUGCACUGACUGCCCUCUUGGCUCUCACUGCAGGUACCAAGUUUGCACUGGAGCACAUUCACUAUCAGCACAGUUAGUAUUUCUAACAGGUGACCAUUUUAAUGUAAACAGGAUUCCCUCUGCUUUCAGCUGCUACUGGACUCAACAGCUAUCACUGUGUGCAGGAAGGCUGUCAGAAUUCACAACUUGAAUAUGUUUAAAACUUUAGACACUAUAGAAGGUUUUACAUGUGUGCAUGAGAGGAUGUGAAAAUAAUCCAUAUUUUGUGUAUAUAGAGAUAACUACUGUCAUCUUCUCAUAUUUCUACAUAUUUUUCCUUCUUCUUUCAUAGUGUGUUGUGAUUACAAUAAACUUUUAGUUCUUAGAAUUGUUUAGUCUUCAUCAGCAAACAAAAAUUUUCGUGGCAGACCACUUAUACAUGAGAAUGUAGCUGCACUUGUCAAUUAUUUAAAUACAUAUUUAUCUACAUAUACAUAUGUUAACUCCAACACAAGG